Messenger RNA from Plasmodium reichenowi, 243 nucleotides. Its product is annotated as S-antigen. The record is from RefSeq and is a predicted model, not a curated record. The annotation marks the transcript as partial. The transcript has a single exon. Lineage: Eukaryota; Apicomplexa; Aconoidasida; Haemosporida; Plasmodiidae.
AUGAAUAGAAUUUUGUAUGUUACAUUUCAUUUGUUUUUUAUAUAUUUAUAUAUAUAUGAAACAUAUGGAAAAGUUAAAAAUACAGAUAAAGAAUUAUCAGAUAUCUAUGGAACAAAAUAUUAUUUAAGAAGCGGGUUCUUUAAUGGACAAAAUGGUAAAGGACACAAAUAUCAAGAUUUAGAAGAAGAAGGUGAAAAUGAUGAUGAAGAGGAUUUAAAUAAUGAAAAAUUGAAUAAUGAUCAA